AUGGCAACUAGGGACGAUGUGAUUAACACGAAGGUAUCUUUAGAUAACAGAUUCAUAAGUCUGCUGUUCAGACAAAGCGCGGAUCGCAGUCAGGAACGUUAUAAAGAAGUAUUACCGGAGACUUUUCCUUUCAAAGAGGAGUGUGUCAUAGCCCUUCCACCACGCUUGCGCGAUAUCCUAGAAAGCAACAAUCGCGACAUUCACGUAAAAUUAGGUUGCUUACCUUACAUAAAUGCAGUUUAUUUUGUUGUUAAUGACAACUUGUUUAUUUGGGAAUAUGAGAAAGGAAAUGUCGAUAGUGCUAUUGCUCAUAUCGACGUGCAUCCACUGCAGGAUCAGUAUAUUAAAAGCGUUGGCCUUAUCAAGCCAAGAGCAGAUCGAUUUAUCGAUAGUGCUCAGUAUGUUUUAGUCAUCGCCACCGACAAGGCGAUUUACGUGUUUGGAUUUAGUUCCUUGUCCCAAGGAGUAGUAUUUCACGACAUGUCAUCAGAUAGAUACAGGACAGAUUACAGUAAAAAAGAUAUCGGUCCCAUAGUCGGUACAGAUGAUGGUCGCAUUUUUCUUAUUGAUGCUGGCGAACUUUGUGAACUUGUAUACGAGGAUGAGGGCUGGUUUUCGAAAGCUUGUCGACUGGAAAUUCACUCUCUAAGUUCCAUAAAUCAAUACAUUCGAUGGGUCAAUCCAUACUCCUCGAGUUUCAAGUCUAUCGCGGUCGAUGACACUCGGCGAAUGUUAUACGUCAUGUCGCCUAGUCACUUAGAGGCAUAUCAUAUACCUAAGGAAGGAGGGUCUUUACGGUCUAUCGGAAAAUAUUCAAUUAAUGAUGACAAGUCGAUGCUUAAGGGUGAAUUUGUAUCCAUACAUUCGAUAUUGAAUACAGAUUCACCAUAUUUCUGGCUGCUUGCCGUUACAAACACUGGACAACGAGGAUAUUUUACUUGCUAUAUUGGCAAUAGAGGAUACAAUUGGUGGUUAUUUACUGAAAGUGCAGCAAUGCUGAAGACGAAAGAGCCGAAUGGUUUAUAUAUACUUGAAGUACAUGAGCCACCACCACCACCUCAGAAUCAAUCUCAGUUGACUCACCAAGUUAAGCCGGAAUAUCAUUCAUUUAGAUAUUUCCAUGGGAUCUUUUUAGCACUACGAAGAGUUGGCAGUUCAAACAUGUUAACAGCCACAAGCCCUAAUUACGGAUCAAUGUUCCGUAGAUUCAUUCAAAAUCAAGAGCCAAUUUUCUCUGAGCAUUACUACACUUGUACUUUGCCAAAUAUUUUCGACAUUCGUGAAGUUUAUGAUCCUUUGAAUGACCCGAAAAAAUCUGAUGAAUAUUCGAAUGAACUGAUAAAUCAAUUUAAUUCUCUUCCUCGAAAAUUUAUUUUAUACACCAUUAAUGGUAUUAUAAUCUGGUCCAAACAAAGGCCAGUAGAACAUCUACACAAUAUGAUUAAAAAGACCACGUCUAGAGAUGUACUGAAAACUUUCUUUGAUAAUUACGGACCGGAACAAAUAUGUGCAACGUGUCUUCUAAUCGCUAAAGCCGAAAGUCAUUCUUUCAUUCAGACAUUUGGACCUUCUUACAACACAUUGUUUGAAGGAUUCGCUUUCUGUUUGGCAAGAAUUCUUCGACCCGUUUGGCGUCAAAAAAUCCUCAAAGCAAGCCCCGAUAAUACAAAUCCCGACCGACGAGAUACCAACCUUCCGGUACCCAUACUGAAGAGAGUAGUGGAUAAGCUAGGGGAAUUGAAGAAUUUUUGCGAUAGUUAUCCUAUGUUUAAAUCUCCGCCACAAAUUAUUGGCGACACCACGACGGCGCAGAAUACAUCAUUGAGUUCUUUGUAUGAUCUGCUUGUCACGCUCUCUGAUGCGAUCAACUUCAUAUUGCUCAUGACUGAAUACAAUCUACCAGAAACAAUUGCGAGUAUUGCCAAAAGUUCACAACAAGUCGUUUUUCAGUCAGCGUUUGAACAAUUGGUGACAUUUCAACAAGUCAGAAGUAGUUGGCACGAUCUAGUACUUGCGAUAAUCAAGAGGGAAAGUGGUCCUCGUGUUGAUAACCUUAGCCGUGAAUUAGAAAGACGGUGCCCUACAUUUUGCAAUGCAGCCGAAACUAAGAUGUAUCAGGGAUAUGAAGCUUUGCAGAAAGCCAAAAAAAAUGAGGACGAACACAUUACUAGUGAAGCUUUACGAAAUUCGCUAAAUCUUUUUUGUGAGUGCAUCAAUAUUUUAACGUACGGCACUUUAAAUAAUUUGUGUCAGGAAUACAAGAAUUUUGGUUUCUAUGAAGGCGCCAUCGAGCUCUUAUUAAAAGCUGCCCAGAGCUUCGACCCGGCACCCGAGAAACGUAACUCGAUCCUGGACCUUGUUAUCGAUACUCUUAGGGACGCUGGCGUUUUCGUAGACGGAAUUCAACGCAAUACUCAAUCUUACAAUCCGGUGCUGCAGAAGGCCCUUAAUUUGGGAACAUCUUUAAACGACAAAACUUUUCUUUACGCAGUGUAUGAUGAAUUCUUGCGCGCCGAUUCUAUUCCUCAAUUGUUUGAUCCUCCAGCUCCCUAUCUUGAAGAUUAUCUAAAUUCAUCCAAUGACUUGACAUCACCUAUCUCAAGAAAAAAAAUGGAUCUAUAUUGUGAUUUUUGCGUCACGCAUCGCCAGUAUCUUAAAGCUGCCAUGGUCAAAGAGCAUAUAGCCAAGAAUUCUGGUAGUGAUGUUGGUCUUCAAGAGCGGUUGCAUUAUUUGAGUCAUGCUGUGGGCCAAGCGGAGAGCGCUAAAGAAAUAAGUGAAACCAAAGAUGUGAUGGAAGCUCUGCAUAGACUACGAAAUGAAUUGAAGGUUGCCAGAAUUCAGUUUGAAAUAUACUUGGAGAUAGAUAAGAUGUCCGAUGCAAAAUAUAGGGCUAUCGCGCUUUCCACAGGAAAGCCGGAUAAAGCACAGUUGCUUGCAUUACUCAAUCGACAACUCUUUGAUGCGGAUCUGCUAUUGAGGGAAUUUGCCGUACCAUUUGACCUGGUCGAAAGAGAAUUAUCCAUCGUGCAUGCUGUUGAGGUUGCUCCUCGUCGAACCGACAUAGACAAUAUAUGGAGAAAAAUAAUGCAUAAAGCUUCUCAGAGAUCCAAAGAAUCUGGGAACCCUCAACCGAUAAUCGAUAUUGUGCUGGAAUGCGGACGAAAAUUUUAUCCACACGAUUUACGUGUAUUUCCGAUGGAAACAAUUGUACGUCUUAUUGCAAUCUAUUUAAUUGAAAAUGGAAUCGAUGAACCCAAUUUCAUAGCAAGGGUUUUGAGACAAGCGAAUGUUGCAUUCGGUGAUCUUUUCAAUACCCUCCAUCGCUUGUAUGCACUUAAGGUCGAACCCUUUAAUUCUAAAGGUGGGAUGUAUCUUUUACUCAAAGAACUUGUUUACGUGCUCAAUCAGUGGAUGAAAUCUGUUGAUGAACGCUACGACAUCGAAUCAAGAAGUAUACACGGAUAUGUAUCUCAAUAUUUAACGACAGUAAACCAUUUUUCAUUAGGACAAGAUCUUUCUCAUGAAUUUUUGGAAAUUCAAAGAAAACUCGAAUCUUUUUCAGCCAACAUGUUAGAAUAA
Molecule: messenger RNA, 3579 nt
Organism: Acaulospora morrowiae
Lineage: Eukaryota; Fungi; Glomeromycota; Glomeromycetes; Diversisporales; Acaulosporaceae
Source: the annotation of a GenBank genome assembly